Micromonas pusilla CCMP1545 is the source of this 1500-nucleotide messenger RNA. RefSeq lists its product as uncharacterized. The transcript is spliced from 2 exons. The coding region runs from base 130 to 1500 and encodes 456 amino acids. NCBI's taxonomy places the organism in Eukaryota, Viridiplantae, Chlorophyta, Mamiellophyceae, Mamiellales, Mamiellaceae. The record is from RefSeq and is a predicted model, not a curated record.
GCUCUCGUCGUCGUCGCGUCCACGCGCGAGGACCCCGACGGAUCCAAGCGCGCGCCGGACCCGUCCGCGCGCGGGACGGUCGACGCCGCGGACGACGACGCGUUCCGCGAGUGGCUCCUGAAGUCCGAGAUGCCGAAGACGGGAAAGAGAGCGCUGCGCGCGCUGUCGUCGCUGCCGCUCGCGAUAUCGGAGUUUCUCGUCAUCGCCGGGUUCUCCGCGCUCGGGACGGUGAUCGAGCAGAACAAAGGGACGCAGUGGUACGUCACGAACUACCCCGUGGACGAUCCCGCGCUGGGGUUCAUCGACUACCCGCUCAUCUUAAACCUCGGACUGGACCACAUCUACACCGAGUGGUAUUUCCUCGGCCUCCUCGGCGCGCUCGCGGCGUCGCUGACCGCGUGCACGUUCACGCGUCAGCUCCCGGUGUGGAAGGUGGCCGCGGACUGGAAGUUUCUCGACCGCCCGCGGACGCUCCUGAAGAUGGAUGAGGCGGAGACGCUGCCGCGCGCGCGGAGCGAAGAUUUAGCCGACGCGCUCGCGAGACGCGGGUACCAAGUCUUCGUGAAAGGGAAGGCGCUGUACGCGUUCAAAGGCCUCGUCGGUCGGCUCGCCCCGAUCGGCGUCCACGCCGGGUUGCUGCUCACCCUGGGCGGCGCCGCGUACAGCGGCCUCGGCGGGUUAGGCGGCUCGAUCAUGGCCCCCGAGGGCACGAGUUUCGUCAUCGGGGACGGGUUACGACGCGGCGGGAGCGUCUUCGCGCCGCGACCCGCGGCGGCGAAGGACUCCGUCGUCGUGAACGACUUCACGAUCGAGUACUUACCCAACGGUCAGGUCUCGCAGUUUUUCAGCGACCUCUCCGUCGUGGACGCGAAGGACGGCAGCGAGAAGCAGCGUAAGACGAUCAGCGUGAACGUGCCGUUGCGUCAAGGCGGGGUGACGAUGUAUCAGACGGAUUGGGAGAUCGCGUCCGUGCGUCUGCGCGCGCGCGCGGACGGCGACGCGUCCGCGGGCGAGACGCUGUCGCUGCCCAUGGCGAACCUCGAGGGCGUGGGCAACUUCCAGGGACGCAUCUGGGGCGCGUUCUUGCCGCUCAACCCGGACGCGUCCCCCGGGACCCCGGAGGCGCGCGUCGGGGUGUCGCUGCUCGCGCGCGACUUUCAGUCCGUCGCCGCGUACGCGAGCGACGGGUCGUUCGCCGGCGUCCGACGCCCGGGUUCGGGCCGGCCCAUCGUCGUCGACGGCUUGACGCUCGUGAUCGACGACGUGAAAGGGUCGACCGGGCUGGAGCUGAAGACGGACCCGGGCGUGCCGUGGGUCUACGCCGGGUUCGCGGGGCUCAUGGUCACGUCGUUCCUGUCGUUGCUGUCGCACUCGCAGGUGUGGGCGGUCGGGGAGGAGUCGAGCGGGUUGUUACACGUGGGGGGGCGGAGCAACCGCGCGAAGGAGGAGUUCAAGACGGAGCUGGACGAGGUCUUGAGCGAGGUGCCGGAGUACCGGUGA